UAGCUGCUUCUCUCUCUGUCUCUUUGAAUUUUGAUGACCGAGCACCUCACGGGGCGGAUCUAAGUGUAAGACAAUCAAAGUUUCCGACCGUGACGCCCUUGAAGACCAAGUCUGAUUCUCUUUACACCAUUAUCAUUUCCAAAAAUAUCCGGGGGCUUAAUUUUAGGAUUUGCAUCAUUUCGCCAUUAAUGUCUGCGUUGCAUGCAUUCCGCCAUGAAGUUAUGCGAGACAAGCCUGUUGAUAUUUCAUAUGUUGGAAUUUCGAGAACAAGGUUGAUAUCACCCCUUUGUCGGAGAGAAAUUGCUGUUCUCGUUCAAAAUGCCAUCGUCUUUCUUCGUUGGGUUAUGCCUACUUUUCAUUAUCAUCUGGAUCUUCUACACAUUUUUUUCUACACUUUUGACUUUCAUCUUGAGCCAAACCUUGGGAGCAUCUGUUGGAUUUCAUAUUGGAAGAUGGAAUUGUUUAAGAGAUGUGGCGUUGAAGUUUAAAAAGGGUGCUGUUGAAUCUGUAUACAUUGGUGAAAUUAAACUCAGCUUAUGCUGGGCGAGUUGUUUUUCCCUUCCAAAGUUGCAAGUAUUACUCUGUGACUUAAAAUGUGUUUUGAGGUCUUCAAACAAAAGCCAUGGAAAAACAAAAAGAAGGAAAUCCCGUUCUUCAUCCCAAUCUUCAGGCAAGAGAAAAUGGAUGAUGGUUGUCGCCAAUAUUGCAAGAUAUCUGUCACUUUGUGUGAGAAGUGUGGUUCUGAAGACACCAAAAGUGACUGUUGAAAUCAAGGAAUUGAAUGUGGAUGUAACAAGAGAUUGCAGAUCCCAGUCAAAUUUAUUCUUUAGGAUAAAUUUAGGACUGAUUCAUGUUCAUCAGUGCAUUAGUGGCAACCAAUCAUCCGAUACUAGUGCUGGAGAAUGCAGUUCAUCAGGCCAAUCAUCCAUUGCCACAACAGAAAUGUCUUCUGCUCCUUUUGUCUGUGAGCAAUUCUCCAUCUUGUGUGAAUUUGGGUGUGAUAGGGAAGUGGGCAUUACUAUUAAGAAUGUGGGCAUCGCCAUGGGAGAAGUUGCUGUGAAUUUGAAUGAGGAUGUUUUUUUGAAAAGAAAGAGUUCAGGGGAAUCUUUUCCGGGCUCCAAUGAUAUUAUACAGUCAAGUGAUGAUUCUGUGGCCACAAAUAAACUGUCAAAGAACCAGAAAGCUCUUGCUGCAAUUUCCAAAUACGCGAUGAUGUUUCCUGAAAAGGUCAGCUUCAAUUUACCAAAGCUGGAUGUGAAAUUUGGGCAUCGUGAACAUGGUCUUUCUGUUGAGAAUAAUGUCAUUGGAAUGCAAUUGGAAACCACUAAAUUUCGAUCUGCUUCCAACAAUGGAGAUUGUACACGCCUUGAUUUUAAACUGGAGUUUAGUGAAAUUCAUCUUCUCAGAGAAGUUGGUUCUUCCUUCCUGGAGUUAUUGAAGUUAGACGUGGUUCUUUUUGCACAUGUCCCAGUACAGCCCAUCUUGCCUGUUAGAGCUGAAACUAAAAUUAAGCUAGGGGGUACAAAAUGCAACAUAUUAUUGAGCAUGUUAAAACCUUGGGUGGUUCUUCAUUCAGCAAAGAAGAAAAGAAUGGUUCUUGGGGAAGAAGCUUCUAAAGUUGUUAAGCCACAAUCAAGUAGGGCAGAUGAAAAGUCAACAAAUCAGGAUAUCAAGACCAUUGUGUGGACGUGCAAUUUUUCAGCUCCGGACAUGACAUUGAUGCUUUUCAAUAUGGCUGGUUCACCAGUAUAUCACGGCUGCUUACAAUCAUUAGAGCUGUUUGCAAACAAUGUAAACGCUGGGACUACAGUAAACAUCAAUCUUGGUGAGCUAAAUUUGCACUUGGCUGACGAAUAUGAAAAAUGCAUGAAAGAAGGCAUUUUCGAUGUGGAGUCUAGCUCUGACUCCAUUAUGCACAUAGCGAAGGUUAGUUUGGAUUGGGGUAAAAAUGACACAGAAUCCUCUGAGGAUGGUUCCAAGGGUAGGUUAGGUUUCUCUGUUUUAGUGACCCAUAUGGCAGUUUACCUAACUCUCAAGCGUGUAGAAUCACUUGUAUCAACGGCAUUAUCCUUUCAAGCUCUACUUAAAAACCUAUCUGGCUCAAAGAAAAGAAGUGAGAGCCCUGGGCAUUCAUCAAAAUCUUCAGGAAAGGGAAUUCAAAUGCUGAAGGUUAAUUUUGAGUACUGUUCAUUGUAUGUUUGUAGUGAGACAGGCUUAGAAAAUACAAGUGUUUCAGAUCCCAAGCGAGUUAAUUAUGGUUCACAGGGUGGUAGAGUUAUAAUUAGCAUGUCAGCGGAUGGUACCCCACGCAAUGCACAAAUAAUGUCCACAAUUGCAAGUGAAUAUCAGAAACUGAAGUUCUCUGUUUCUCUUGAAAUCUUUCAUUUAACUUUGUGCGUGAACAAGGAGAAACAGUCCAAACAGUUGGAACUUGAAAGAGCGAGAUCUAUCUAUCAGGAAUAUAUGGAGGAAAGCAGGCCUGUUACAAAGGUUGCAUUGUUUGAGAUGCAAAAUUCUAAAUUUGUCCAGCGUUCAGGUGGCCAUAAAGAGAUUGCUGUCUUCUCUCUUUUUAGUGCUACUGAUAUUACAGUGAGGUGGGAGCCUGAUGUACAUCUAUCACUAAUUGAACUUGUCCUGCAGCUGAAGUUACUGGUACACAAUAGGAAGCUUCAGGAGCUUGGGAAUCAACACAUGGAGGGUGCAUCAAAUGGUGGAGAUGCUAUUUCAAAGAGUGAAAUGGAAUCAGGACAUCUUGAGAAGAAGAAAAAGAAAGAAAAUAUUUUUGCUAUUGAUGUGGAACUGUUGAACGUAUCUGCUGAGCUAGGAGAUGGAGUUGAUGCCAGUAUUCAGAUUCAAUCAAUUUUCUCUGAGAAUGCUCGGAUAGGAGUGCUCCUUGAAGGUCUUAUGUUUAGCUUCAAUGGGGCCAGAAUCUUCAAGAGUAGCCGCACACAAAUUUCACGAAUUCCUAGAGUUGCUGCAAGUGAAACUGACGCAAAAGGGGCUGUAAUCACAAUAUGGGACUUUGUAAUUCAAGGUCUUCAUUGUCAUGUUUGCAUGCCACACAGAUUGGAACUUCGUGCUAUUGAUGAUGCUCUUGAGGAUAUGUUACGAGCUCUAAAGCUCAUUAUUGCUGCUAAAACUAAUAUUAUUUUCCCUGUGAAGAAGGAAAGUUCUAAAGUUAAAAAACCUAGUUCAAAUAAACUUGGAUGCAUAAAAUUUUGCAUACGUAAGUUGACUGCUGAUAUUGAAGAAGAACCGAUCCAGGGAUGGCUUGAUGAACACUAUCAGCUUUUGAAAAAGGAGGCCAGUGAGCUAGCUGUUCGGUUGAACUUUCUGGAUGAAUAUAUAUCAAAGGCCAAGCAAGGAUCAAAACCUACUGAUGCCAAUAACUCUUGUCAAGAAAGGAAGAUUUACUUUAAUGACAUUGAGAUUGAUAUGAAAGAUUCUUCAACUAUUCAAUUCUUGAGAGAAGAAAUGUAUAAGCAGUCAUUCCAAUCAUAUUACAAGGCAUGUCAGAACCUAGUCUUAUCGGAAGGAUCGGGUGCAUGCAGAGAUGGGUUCCAAGCCGGUUUCAAGCCUAGCACUUCAAGGGGGUCUCUUCUCACAAUAUGCUUGCUGGACUUGAAUUUGAGCUUGACAGAAAUUGAUGGUGGAGAUGAUGGGAUGAUUGAGGUUCUGAAGGAGCUUGAUCCUAUCUGUCGUGAAAAUGAUAUUCCAUUUUCCCGACUGUAUGGGGGAAAUAUUCUCUUAAAUGUGGGUUCUCUUGUGGCAAAUCUUCGGAAUUACACACUACCUCUUUUUUCUGGAAGUACUGGUAAAUGUGAAGGUUGCCUUGUGUUGGCACAGCAGGCAACUUGCUUUCAACCUCAAAUUUCUCAAGAUGUCUAUGUUGGGAGAUGGAGGAAAGUGAGCAUGCUUCGAUCGGCUAGCGGUACAACUCCACCAAUGAAGACAUACAUGGAUUUACCCAUACAUUUUCAGAAAGGAGAAGCAUCAUUUGGAGUAGGUCAUGAACCAGUUUUAGCUGAUGUAAGUUAUGCUUUUACUGUGGCCCUUCGGAGGGCAAAUCUAAGCGUUAGGAAUCCAGGCCCACUUAUUUUGCCUCCAAAAAAGGAGAAGAGUUUGCCGUGGUGGGAUGACAUGAGAAAUUACAUUCAUGGAAAAUCUUCCUUGUGCUUUUCCGAAUUAAAAUUGAAUGUUUUGGCAAGUACAGAUCCUUAUGAAGAGCAUGACAAACUCCAAGUUGUGACUGGACCUAUUGAAAUUCACCAGUCUGAUGGUCGUAUAUUUGUAUAUUCCAAGGAUUUUAAGGUAUUAGUGAGUAGUUUGGAGAGUUUGGCUAAUGGGCAGGGUUUUCAGCUUCCAGCAGGUGUUUCUGGUGCAUUUCUGGAAGCCCCAGUCUUCACUCUUGAAGUUACCAUGGACUGGGGUUGUGAUUCUGGCACUCCCCUAAAUCAUUAUUUAUUUGCACUACCAGUUGAGGGGAAGCUUCGUGACAAAGUAUUUGAUCCCUUUAGAUCAACUUCUCUUUCCCUCCGCUUGAACUUCUCUCUUAAAGGCUUGAAUCCUUCACCAGAUCAAUCCCCACCUUCCACUGCUAGAGACGGUGCUGAAGGAGAUUAUCCUGUAAAUGAUCCUCUGCAAAAAACCCAGAAUGCUUCACCACCUUCGCCAACAGUGAAUGUUGGUGCUUAUGAUCUGGCAUGGAUUACUAAAUUCUGGAACUUGAACUUCAUCCCUCCACACAAAUUGCGUAUGUUCUCUCGUUUUCCUCGUUUUGGAAUCCCAAGAUUUAUUAGGUCAGGUAAUUUGUCAUUAGAUAGAGUGAUGACUGAGUUUAUGAUACGCUUAGAUGCUACACCAACCUGUAUAAAGCACAUGCCUUUUGACGAUGAUGAUCCAGCCAAAGGGUUGACUGUAACAAUGACAAAGAUGAAGUUUGAGCACUGUAGUGGUAGAGGCAGGCAAAAGUAUACUUUCGAAAGCAAACGUGACAUUCUUGAACCUGUUUACCUAGGAAUUGAUCUUCAUAUGCCCCAGGCAUUUCUAAGUAGAGAAGACUGUCCGAGUAUUGCAAAUGCAAUUAACAUGACACAGAAAAGCUCACAUUCAGCAUCUGUGGACAAAAGCCUCUCUGAAAAAGGUUGCAUGCAGAAAAGCUGUGGUGAUGGAUUUUUGUUGUCCUCCGAUUACUUUACUAUCAGAAAACAGUCCCCAAAGGCUGAUCCUGUUAGUUUACUAGCCUGGCAAGAGGCAGGAAGAAAAAAUGUUGAGAAGACGAAUAUACCAUCUAGGUUUGAAAAUGGAGGUGAAAGUGAGCAUAUGCUGUCUGACCCAAGUGAUGAUGACGGGUACAAUGUGAUUGUAGCUGACAACUGUCAGCGUGUGUUUGUAUAUGGUCUCAAGCUUUUAUGGAAUAUUGAGAACAGAGAUGCUAUUUUGUCCUUUGUUGGUGGCCUAUCCAAAGCCUUUGGACCUCCCAAGCCCUCGCCUUCUCGGCAGUAUGCCCAGAGGAGAUUACUUGAGGGAAACAAAAAGAAUGAUGGGGCUGAAACCUAUCAAUCUGAUGAUGGUAAGAACUCUCUCCCUGGGAGCACUGCUGAUUGUUCCUCUUCUCAAGAUACACAGACUUCUGGAUCUCUUGCACCACAAAAUUCAGUUGAGGUGGAUGUGUCAUCUGAUAAAAAUGAUGAUUUAAUGCCAGUUAAAAGUGAUCUGUUGUCAGUUAAAGAUGAAAACAAAGAUGAUUCAGAUGGGACUCGACAUUUCAUGGUGAAUGUUAUUGAGCCGCAAUUCAAUCUUCACUCAGAAGAUGCAAAUGGUAGGUUUCUGCUUGCUGCUGCAAGUGGCCGUGUUUUAUCCCAGUCAUUUCAUUCAGUACUUCAUGUUGGAUCUGAGAUGAUUGAGCAAGCUAUUGGAACUACAAAUGUGCCUAGUGCUGGGUACCAACCUGAAAUGACUUGGUAUAGGAUGGAGAUUUCUGCUAUGUUGGAGCAUGUGCAGGCCCAUGUUGCACCAACAGAUGUUGAUCCAGGAGCUGGAGUGCAGUGGCUUCCAAAAAUCCGUAGAGGCUCCCCAAAAGUAAUGCGAACUGGUGCUCUUCUUGAGAGGGUUUUUAUGCCUUGUGACAUGUACUUCCGAUACACACGGCACAAAGGUGCAACUCCAGAACUCAAGGUGAAGCCCUUGAAGGAGGUCACAUUUAAUUCUCAUAAUAUAACGGCAACUAUGACUUCCCGUCAGUUUCAGGUCAUGUUGGAUGUAUUGACCAAUCUUCUCUUUGCACGCCUUCCAAAGCCUCGAAAAAGUAGCUUAUCAUUUUCUGGUAAAGAUGAUGAAGAUGUUGAGGAGGAAACGGAUGAGGUGAUCCCUGAUGGUAUUGAAGAGGUAGAACUUGCAAAGAUCAACCUUGAACAAAAAGAGAGGGAGCAGAAGUUGAUUCUUGGUGAUAUUAGAAAGUUGUCUUUUUCAUGUGAUGCGUCUGGAGAUUCAUGUCCAGAAAAGGAAGGUGAGCUGUGGAUGAUUGCAUGUGGAAGACCAGUGCUGGUGCAAGGAUUGAAGAGAGAACUUGUAAGUGGGAAAAAAUCUAUGAAGGCUGCAUCUGCAUCAUUAAGGAUGGCUCUGCAGAAAGCUGCACAGCAACAGAUUUCGGAGAAGGAAAAGAGCAGAAGUCCUUCUUAUGCCAUGCACAUAUCAUUCAAAAUUAAUAAAGUUGGUUGGAGCAUGCUGCUUGAUGGCAAAUCUUUUGCAGAAUUUGAGAUUAGUGACAUGAUCUAUGACUUUGAUCGAGAUUACAAGGAUGUGGGUGUUUCUCGGUUUACAGUAAAAUGUUUGGUCAUCAGAAAUUGUCUGCCUAAUGCCAAGUGUGAUAUGCUUUUAUCAGCAUGGAAUCCUCCACCUGAAUGGGGAAAAAAAGUCAUGCUCAGACUAGAUGCAAGGCAGGGAGCUCCAAAGGAUGGAAAUUCUCCCUUCGAACUUUUCCAGGUAGAGAUCUAUCCCCUUAAAAUCCAUUUGACAGAGACAAUAUACCGAAUGAUGUGGGGUUAUUUCUUCCCAGAAGAUGGACAAGAUUCGCAACGCCGGCAGGAGGUCUGGAAGGUUUCAACCACUGCUGGUGCAAGACGUCUGAAGAAAGGUUUGGCAAUCCAAGAAGUUCCUGCUCCUAGCAGUCACUCAACAAAAGAGUCCGAGAUUCCAUCCAAAUCUAGCAUCUCUGCAAUGAUAUUUCCUGUUACAAGUGAGCCAACGGUUCCUGCUGAUUCAACCCAAGCAUCCAAGUUGCAAAAUGUCACAGAAAACCCUGGUACUGGUUCAACCCCUGAGUUGCGAAGAACAUCUUCUUUUGACAGAACAUGGGAAGAAACCGUUGCAGAAUCUGUAGCCAAUGAACUUGUCUUAGAGAGUAUCUCUUCCUCGAAUAAUAGCCCAUUUGGCUCUGUUGAGCAACAAGAUGAAGUCUCUAAGAAUUCAUUAAAAGAUUCCAAAGUUGUCAAAACUGGUCGAUCAUGUGAAGAGAAAGAGAGAAAAGUGGUUAAGUCACAAGAAGAGAAGAGAUCUAAGCCACGAAAGGUGAUGGAGUUUCAUAACAUCAGAAUUAGCCAGGUUGAGUUAUUGGUUACAUAUGAUGGAUCACCAUUUGUUGUGAGUGACCUGAAAUUACUGAUGGAUCAAUUUCACCGAGUAGAAUUUACUGGGACUUGGCCAAAACUCUUUUCACGGGUUAAGAAGCAUAUCAUCUGGGGAGUUCUGAAGUCUGUGACUGGAAUGCAGGGUAAGAAAUUCAAAGACAAGUCCCAGGCUCAGCCUAUUGGAGCCAGCGGUCCUGAAGUUGACUACUCAAGUGACAACGAAGACCAGGCAGGAAAAUCUGAUCAGUACCCAUUUAAGCGUCCAAGUGAUGGAGCAGGUGAUGGAUUUGUAACAUCCGUCAAAGGACUAUUUAAUACUCAACGUCGCAAGGCAAAGGCAUUUGUUCUCCGAACUAUGAGGGGUGAAGAAGAUGUUCGCGGUGAUUGGAGUGAAAGUGAUGUCGAGUUCUCCCCUUAUGCUAGGCAGCUCACAAUUACAAAAGCUAAAAAGCUUAUUAGACGGCACACUAAGAAGUUCCAAUCUAAAAAAGGUUUAUCCGCCCCAACCGAGUUGCUUCCAUCAUCUCCAAGGGAGACGGCUCAACUAGAUAGUGAUUCCUCAAGUGGAUCCCCAAUUGAAGCCGUUAAAAGUUAGAAACAUUUUUCCAAUUAUCUAGAGGAAUUUUUCUCCUCGAGUAUAAAGCACGCUUCAUCCGGACAUUUCAUGACUCUAGAAUGGGAGAAAUAAUAGCUAAUCGUUCUCGAUUGCCAAGUACCUUAGACGAAAGAGUAGAAAGUCACAUCUUCAGAAGGGUACCUAGAAAUCUAGAACGUUAUGAAUGAAGAGUCAUCUCUGUUAAAGGUAUGUGUAUUCUCUGAUGAUGUCAGCCUUGGUCGUUAGUGAUAGAACCCCGUGAUUAUAUCUUCUUUACCAGACUGGAUGAACUCAGCCGCAGCUGCAUAUAUAUUAUCUGUCUCUGGCAUCCGGUACUACUUGGUCAAAUUCGAGUAUUACUGGGAGGCUCCGAAUGGGGGGUUACCUAACUUCUCUGUAGCUUCGGAAAAUUGAGCAUUUUGGGCUUCACAAAUUAGUUAGAAAUAGGAUCUUGCAGGUCGGCUUAUGUAAUAACAAACAUGAUUCGAGAACCCUUCAAGGGUGCGAACUCACGGUGGGAUAAUGCAGGUCCAUUGCAUGGAGAUGAGAUUUUGGAACUUUUAACUAUUCACGCUUAUUAAUAUUAGUCCUCAUUUCCGUAUAUUUCUC
This is a messenger RNA of Neltuma alba, 8832 nucleotides long. Its product is annotated as protein SABRE. The coding region runs from base 319 to 8223 and encodes 2634 amino acids. The transcript is spliced from 23 exons. Lineage: Eukaryota; Viridiplantae; Streptophyta; Magnoliopsida; Fabales; Fabaceae. The record is from RefSeq and is a predicted model, not a curated record.